AUGUUACUCUCUGAUUACACCACGACUCAAUUGAUUUUAUGUAACAAUGACUCUUUUUUUCAGCGUAUGUUUUUUUUUCGCGCUUUGGUGCAAGUCUGCAACCACAUUCAUUUAGAAUAUGUUAGGCUACAUUCAGGGAUGCGGUGCUUCUGUGUUCCACUUUCCAAAUGUGACGAGGUUGUGUCUUGGGAUGUUUUAUGGUUGUGUUGUCCGAUCUUGUUGACCACGAACAGCCACUACACUUUCAUACUUGGAUGCUUUGGUUGGCUGAUGAGACUGGCCCAGUUACUCAGGAAGCAGCUCGACCAACGACCAGCACUGAUGGGAUGUCUCAAACGAAGGACGACUGAUACCAACUAUCAUCCCCACAAGAAACCAUUCAGGCCAUCGAAGAUGGGCAUCAAGAACCACGAGAUUACCCUCAACCGGGCCGAAUCAAAGCUCUGCGGACUGCUCGAUCAAUGUACUUCACGUCUCAGAUCAUCGGCGAAUCAAGACCUCGACUCCCUCACCCUCAGAAUCGCUGGUGGCUGGGUCAGAGAUAAGUUGCUUGGGGUCGAAUCCAACGAUCUGGAUAUUGCGAUCUCAUCGUUAACCGGUCAAGACUUCGCAACCCGGUUUUCGCAGUAUCUUCACGAACAUCGAAAAGAGCAGCUCGAUCGGAAGAGAGAUGGGCAGGAGAAGGCGGAAGUCUUCCAGCUGGGCAAGAUCGCAACCAUCGAGGCCCGCCCCGACCAGAGUAAACAUCUCGAAACUGCUACGACUACUUUCCUCGGCUUGGACCUCGACUUUGUCCAACUCAGAAGCGAGGAAUAUGGCGAUCAGGAUAGUCGGAUCCCAAGCGCCGUCAGUUUUGGAACCCCUUUGGAGGAUGCUUUACGACGAGACAUCACGAUCAAUUCAUUAUUUUACAACGUUCAUAGCGGGGCGAUAGAAGAUCACACUGGAAAGGGCCUCGCAGACCUCGAAGCGGGGCUCAUCCGGACCCCACUCCCUGCCGAGCACACUUUCAAGGACGACCCUCUCCGCCUACUGCGUUGUAUUAGGUUCGCUACCCGCUUUGGAUUCGAAUUAGAUUCCGAUAUCAUUUCUGCUGCUAAAUCAGAACCCAUCAGAGUUGCAUUAAAGGAAAAGAUUAGCAGGGAGAGGGUGGGAACUGAAGUUGACAAGAUGCUGAAAGGUCGGGAUCCGCUAUCGUCGCUCAAGAUGAUCGAAGAUCUGGGGCUAUACAAUUUAGUUUUCAGCCCUCCUUUGAGUUUACAAGAUACACCACUGGAGUCAUCAUUGGCAGUCCAGACGGCAGAGUGGCUAGCCCGGCUUCUCCGUCCAUCCGCCGCCCCCAGCGAUCCCGCUCUACCCCCAAAUAUCUCCAAACUGUUGCCGCAAUCGGUCGCCCUCAGUCGUCGUCUUUUCCUCGCUUGUGCACUCGUACCUUAUCGCCUCUUGAAAGCCAAGACAGGGAAGAAGCAGGUCUGGGCUGGCGAGGUGGUCCUGAUGGAGAGUCUGAAACUAGGAACCCACGACAAGAAUUUCAUUUCUCACCUAUUCCGGGCACUCGAGGUUCUCAACUCAGCCCAUCUGGAAUCACUCCUGAACACGCAAAGCUCGUCUGUCCGGCUCGAGUUAGGCCGUCUUCUCCGGCUACCCGAUGUUCAUGAUCUCAAGCAGCCCGAGGCUGAAGCAAGCUUGAACUGGCAAACUUCUCUCCUCUUCGCUCUGGUCAUCGAGCUCACUCAUCUUCAAUCCCAGUCAUCACCCGAUCUCGAAAACUCGAUUAUCUCGUCUUAUGAUCUGGUCUUUCAAAAGAUCUCCGACUUAGACUUAACCUUUGUUGUCACGCCCGAAUUUGAGAAAAGAAGAUUAGACGGGAAAGAGAUAUGUGAAGUAUUAGGGACCAAGCCAGGAAGACAUCUAGGCCAAAUCAUUGAGAAGGUGAUUGAUCGGCAGAUCGAGUAUCCUGAUCAAACGAAGGAAGAUGGUUCGAAGUGGCUGAAAGAUCAACUGCAAGCCGGACUUAUCAAGCUCUCGUAA
Molecule: messenger RNA, 2031 nt
Organism: Puccinia triticina
Lineage: Eukaryota; Fungi; Basidiomycota; Pucciniomycetes; Pucciniales; Pucciniaceae
Exons: 9
Coding region: 1-2031 (676 amino acids)
Biological process (GO): tRNA 3'-terminal CCA addition
Molecular function (GO): RNA binding; ATP:3'-cytidine-cytidine-tRNA adenylyltransferase activity
Source: RefSeq, a predicted model, not a curated record